ACGUUUUAAGUCUAUAUUCUUUGGAGUUUCUGCAAUGAAUGUAUAUAAUGUUCACGUUCUCUUAGGUCUAAUUAAUAAUGUUUUUUUUUUGUUUAUUUAGCCUACUCUUUUGCCAGCGUUGGAAGAUGGGCCGUUUCUGCCACAUCGUGUUGCUGUUGAUCUGUCUGUGUGUCAAGAGGGAGUUCGCGGGAGAGUCUCAGCUGAUUGGUUCACCUGACCCCAUCGUUGCUGUAGCUUGUGAUGAUGUCAUCCUGCCGUGUUCCCUGGAACCUUCCAUCAAUGCAGAGUUCCUGACAGUGGAGUGGUCCAGAUCUGACCUGAAAACUGGAUAUGUACAUUUAUACAGGGAUGGCCGUAACGAUAAUGACGACCAGAAUCUGUCUUACGAGGACAGGACAAUGCUGUUUAAAGGAGAACUGGUCAAGGGCAACGUCUCCCUGAAACUCUUCAGAGUGAAGCAGGAUGAUGAGGGGAGAUACAUCUGCCAUGUUGUUAAGGACGGGCCGGUUAAGAAGACUGUCAUCCAGCUCAAAGUUGUGGUGGUUUCUAAACCAGAGGUAUCCAUCAUGGAACACAUCGGCACAGGGGUGGUUCUCCAGUGUGUGUCUGGAGGCUGGUACCCAGAACCUGAGCUGGAGUGGAGGGACAGUGAGGGACGCCUCCUCCCUGCUGAUGUCACACACAGACACCCUGACCCCGGCCCUCACCAACGCUACACUGUGAGAAGCAACGUGACUGUACAGAAGACAGACAACAACAGGUUCACCUGCAGAGUUCUGCUGCAGAGCAACCAGCUCAGGGAGACAGAGAUCAAUGUUUCUGAUCAAAUGCUUCUUAAGUCAGAAGUUCCUCAGACUGGAACUAAUUUGCCAAUAUGGUGUGUUUUGUGGGCAUCCUGCUGCUGCUGCUGCUGCUUCUGGAGCUGCCAAUGAUGUGGAGAAGAUUAUUAUUAUACAUUAUUCUUCAGGUGCCAGUUUGUUAAUAAUAUGGACGCCAGAAGCAAACGUUUCUAGUCAGGAGAACAGGAUCUCUGACCACUGAAACACUGUUAGAACUCUGUAUUUCUGAUCUUCUGCUGUACUUAAUGCCCUUUUUUACGUUGCUGUGAUACAAGUGUCAGAACAUGUAAAUGAUACAGUUAUCACAGAAUAAUACCUUAUCUCAGCUUGUAUUAAAUCUACCAGUUUUUUGAUUUAGCAUCUUACAUAGGUGAUUCAGCACGGGCACUGAAUUAAUAGAAGUUGUAUAGACUUGUGACGUACACCAAGGACUUACAGCCCCUAGAAAAACCUCCUAUCGUAUCACAUAUAUGAUCUCUGUUUGGUGUAUGUAGUAUGUAUGUUAAUUGUUAUGAAUCAAACAAAAAACAAAUUCCAGCAGUGUGCUUCCCAUCACCUCCAGCUACUGAUUUUUCAUGUAUUCAGAUGUAGUAUGUUAGUGGAGGUUCCAACAGUAUUCCAGCUGUCUGCCACUGUAAAUCU
Messenger RNA from Osmerus eperlanus (European smelt), 1481 nucleotides. RefSeq names its product butyrophilin subfamily 1 member A1-like. NCBI's taxonomy places the organism in Eukaryota, Metazoa, Chordata, Actinopteri, Osmeriformes, Osmeridae. Gene Ontology annotation, cellular component: external side of plasma membrane. Gene Ontology annotation, molecular function: signaling receptor binding. The transcript has 4 exons. Bases 78 to 932 code for a protein of 284 amino acids. The record is from RefSeq and is a predicted model, not a curated record. Gene Ontology annotation, biological process: T cell receptor signaling pathway; regulation of cytokine production.